GCGGGACUGAGUGGAGCUUACUGUGCCGGGGAAGAGAUUGACCUUGUACUCGUCAAAGAACUGGAGGUAGAAUGGCGUUCCACACUGGGCUCGUCAAUACCCGGGCGCGAAUCUGCAAGAGUAAAACUCAAGAGUUUAGAAAGUGAACUUUGCUUCACAUUGUCGACACUCGCAUACGUAUAUAGCCUACAAGCGAGAGCGCAGCUACAUACUCUCUACAAUGCGACACUUCCAUCGCCGGAACAACGCGCCACGGCGAUCGCUACUGCAAUGAAGCAAUUUCUCGACGCAAACUCAAUACACACAUACUUGGUCAAUCGCGCAGGGCAAUGGAACACUCAGCCUGGCGCAGUGGAUAUCUCAGCCUCGACAAUGGGUGCACUGGCUGCACUCACCAUGGCUGAGGCGACGCUUAUCACGGUGCUGAAGGACGAUCCAUACCCAGCUGUGGUGCUUGAAGAUCGCAACAAGCAGAGCAAAGACUGGAUGUUCAAGAGCGUAGACAUACCAAAAGUCAGAGCGCAUUUGUUUGCACGGCUGUGUCUCGCUUCAUCUGAGCAAGCCGCCAAAGCUCAAGCCAUGCUAGGCCGAUCAUCGAAAGUCAACGAUGAUCUGCUAAAGUACGUUGAUGAUCUCAGACGGACGGCAAAAGGUAAAGCCUGUCGCUUUCUGGCAUGCGAUGCCGAGACUGGUGGAAAGACCGGAGAAGGCAUUGCGUGGCUGCGCGGCGCGAGAAAGGAGCUUGGGUUUGCUUCUCUGGCUGCAGAUGAGGAGAAGAAGUCUUCUGGUUUUUCCAAGCUUAAGAAAGGAUGGCAGGAGAAGCGUGAAGAUCGCAAGAUUGAAAAGGGUGUGGAUUGGGGCACUGAUGCAGGCAAGUUUGAAGAAGGUCGCAUUAUUGAUAUGCUAUUGAAAAAGUGGGAGAAACAAAAUGACACGGUCGGUGUCCAGCUCAUUCCGCCCUCAGAACCACUGCUGGCAAGCAUGCCUUCAGGCAGAUCAUAUCAUACCGAGAAAAUGUUUGUGAUUCCCGCGCUCGAUGAGGAUGCGCUUGUUCGUAUGAGAGCCCCGCCAGACUCUACAGAUACAUUCAAUGGCGACGAAGAUGAUAGUGCCGAUGAGGAUGACAGAAGCCCGCCUGCUGGAGCAUUUCCAGGCACGAAGUCGGAUUAUGCGGCGGGCUCAAGCUACUAUUGAGAUAAUUGCAGAUAGUCACGAAGAUGAACUCCACCUGCCACCUGUGGCACUUUCUUG
Messenger RNA from Parastagonospora nodorum SN15, 1251 nucleotides. RefSeq lists its product as hypothetical. Gene Ontology annotation, biological process: cellular response to pH. Gene Ontology annotation, cellular component: plasma membrane. The record is from RefSeq and is a predicted model, not a curated record. The transcript is spliced from 2 exons. The coding region runs from base 271 to 1194 and encodes 307 amino acids. NCBI's taxonomy places the organism in Eukaryota, Fungi, Ascomycota, Dothideomycetes, Pleosporales, Phaeosphaeriaceae.